Siniperca chuatsi (mandarin fish) is the source of this 2943-nucleotide messenger RNA. RefSeq names its product general transcription factor IIA, 1 (gene gtf2a1). The record is from RefSeq and is a predicted model, not a curated record. NCBI's taxonomy places the organism in Eukaryota, Metazoa, Chordata, Actinopteri, Centrarchiformes, Sinipercidae. Bases 220 to 1416 code for a protein of 398 amino acids. Gene Ontology annotation, cellular component: transcription factor TFIIA complex. The transcript is spliced from 10 exons. Gene Ontology annotation, biological process: transcription by RNA polymerase II; transcription initiation at RNA polymerase II promoter.
AGCUCCAUUGCUCAGUAUAUAAAGCAGGACAACGAGUGAAGGAGGACGGCUGGGGAGUCGCAGCCCGGGAUUGUAAAUAAGACCGCUAAAACUGUGUUUUAUUUACAAAAGUGAUGCCGGCUGUUUUAAAAUAUCGUUCCCAGUUGUUUUAAGUCGUUUUUCGUAAUUUUUGGCUCUGUUUCUCGCCUAUUUCCGUGUGGUUUUUACACUACGCGUAUAAUGGCGAGCUCGGCUAACUCGAACCCAGUGCCUAAACUAUAUAAGUCUGUGAUUGAGGAUGUGAUCAACGAGGUGCGGGAGCUGUUCCUGGACGAGGGAGUGGAUGAGCAAGUGCUUCUGGAGCUGAAAACGCUAUGGGAAAACAAACUGUUGCAGUCCAAGGCAGUGGAGGGCUUCCACACUGAGGAGCAGGCAGUCCUGCAGGCCGCUCAGCAGCAGCAGCAACAGCAGCAGCAACAGCAGCAGCAGGUCCAACAGGUCCAACAGGUCCAACAAAUCCAGCAGGUGACCCAGCCAGCACAGGCCCAGCAAGUCAUCCUGCCUCCCCAGCAACAGCAAGCUCCUCAGCAGCAAGUCAUUGUUCAGGAUUCCAAGAUUCUACAGCACAUGAGUGCAACGGGGAUGAGUGCAGCAGCUACUGCAGCAACCCUUGCUUUGCCCACAGGUGUCACUCCCUACCAACAGCUCAUCACCAGCCAAGGUCAGAUCCUGCAGGUGGUCCGUGCUCCCAAUGGGGCUCAGUACAUCAUCCAGCAGCCCCAGCAGCAGAUCCUCCUGCAGCAGCAGAUGCAGCCUGGCGGCGUGCAGGCACCGGUCAUACAACAGGUCCUGGCUCCUCUGCAGGGAGGCCUGCCCCAGCAAACAGGAGUCAUCAUCCAGCCACAGCAGAUUGUCUUAGCUUCAGGAAACAAAGUCCAAGGCAAUACACAGGUGAUGCAGGCAGCAGCUAUGGCGCCGCAGCCUGGUCAGGCAGCAACAGCUCAGGUCCAGCAGGUUCAGCAGGCCCAGGGUGCAGCUGCACAACAGGCCCCACAACAGCCCCAGGCCCAGCAGCAAGCCCAACCCCAGCCUCAGGCCCAGCAGCCUCCCAUGAUGCUGCAGGUGGACGGCACCGGAGACACCUCCUCAGAAGAGGACGAGGAUGAGGAGGAGGAGUAUGAUGAAGAUGACGAUGAGGAGAAGGACAAGGAUGGGGGAGAGGACGGGCAGGUCGAAGAGGAGCCACUGAACAGUGGGGAUGAUGUCAGUGAUGAGGAGGACCAGGAGCUGUUUGAUACAGAGAAUGUGGUGGUGUGCCAGUAUGACAAGAUUCACAGAAGUAAGAAUAAAUGGAAAUUCCACCUGAAGGACGGGAUCAUGAAUCUGAACGGGAGAGACUAUGUCUUCUCCAAAGCCAUAGGGGAUGCGGAAUGGUGAAGUAGAAAAAAAAAAAAGACAAAGCAACAGGAGCAGGACCUCUGUAACUCCUUCUAUCCAGUUAACAGACACUUCAAUAUCCUUCCAUAUCCUGUGACUGGAUUCAUUUCAGGAAACCUCGUCUGAGUCUUUGAGAACUCUGACAAACCCAAAGGACUGUGAGGUACUGUAAAACCUGGGUGUUGUCAAAAACACUCGACUAGCCUUGAUGAGAAACCUACAGGGGAAGAGAGCACCUGUGAACGGAGCGUUCUUUAUCUUUUUUGCUUUUUCCAGGCUUCUCUACCUUUUUUUCCUGAGAGAAUUCACAUACGUUGGAAAGUAAGCAUUUCACAUCGUACAGGUGCAGUGGACCAGGGUGACCUGACCUGCCCCCCCACAGGAGGUCAGACGUCAUUCAUUAUAACCCCGUAGAUGAGAAACACCUUCAUGAUGCACUGUAGUCGGUUGACUGGAUUGACUCGUGUCUACAUUUAAGUCCAAAUUUAGUGCCACCAGUCAAGAUUUCUGCCUUUCGUACGGCCAGAAUCACCUUUUGGCUUCAAAUUUUUUUUCACGGAUGAUUCAUGUAACUGAAAAUGGUGCUCCAGAGUGUUUUAUGUAGUUAACAACCAGUUAUUGUUUUUAAACAUUUGUUUUAAAUGUGUUUGAUGAAGGGUUAAGACAAAGAAGGUAAACUUACAUUAAUCUGAAAAUAACCAAUAGUUGUUUAAAGGCAUUUUUUAAUCUUCUAAGUAGUGCUGAAUCCAAAAAUACUGUUAUUUUCCUCAUCAGCUUCUCUGGAGCUUCAAUCCAUCUUUAUCCCAAAACAUCGCAAAAAAAGGAAGAGCAGAUCCAACACUGACUUCAUUUAAGAAAUGUACAAAAUGUCUGAAAGUUUGUCCAAGUUGGGGUAUCUUCUUUGCUCUUAUUUUAGUUCUCUGCAGCCGUCUGAAAAUUUGCACUGUCAGUUUAUCAAUGUGUUGUGAAAUCAGUCAGUCAAGUCAAUCAGUAGCCACAGCGUGUUGUCUCUGUGUGUGUGUGUGUGUGUGAGAAAAAGAGAGAGAGAGACAGUGACUUUACAGGCAUGUGGUGAGUAUUCACGUAUGUGUGUGUUGAUUGAUGUGUGUGUUGUCACCGCUUUUCUGUGGAAAUGUAUUAGUUUAUUUUUCUUUCGCACCCCAUAAUCUCAAAAUGUCACAGUUGAAACCAUGAAAGAGAGAUUUAAUUUUCUUUUUUUUUCUUUUUUUAUUUAUUCCUGAAAAUUUAUCAAAUAUUCUAUUUUUUGAAAGGUUGGAAAGCCGCACCAAACUGUGCUCUUAUAAUCUAAUAAGUGUUCCUUUUUUCUUUUUUCCCCCCUGUUGGCUGGACAAAGCUACCUAACGCUGUGUUCCAAAUCAUUUCGUCCACCAUAUGUUCUCCUGUGCUUUCAUUUUAUUCAUGACUUUUAAAUGAGAAUAUUUUCUAUCACGGGGCCCGUGUGUUUCUCUGAGGUUUGUUUUUAGUGCCCCUGUUGCAGCAAUUUGAAAUAAAGUACGUGUUUUUCGA